Messenger RNA from Bipolaris zeicola 26-R-13, 2436 nucleotides. RefSeq lists its product as uncharacterized. The transcript has 2 exons. Gene Ontology annotation, biological process: transmembrane transport. Gene Ontology annotation, molecular function: sulfate transmembrane transporter activity. The record is from RefSeq and is a predicted model, not a curated record. NCBI's taxonomy places the organism in Eukaryota, Fungi, Ascomycota, Dothideomycetes, Pleosporales, Pleosporaceae. Gene Ontology annotation, cellular component: membrane. Bases 1 to 2436 code for a protein of 811 amino acids.
AUGAAACUGUUACCAACCUUUUCCGAGGACCGUAGCGCACAGACAGAAACAUUCAAGAACAUCGCCACUGAAACUAUUGGGGAGACAUACAUCGAAGAAGACCCAUCGGUGGCAGAAUGGUUUCGCGAGUUGAUUCCGAAUUCACACGGCAUGGUCGAGUAUCUUCGCCAAGUGUGUCCGAGUGCGCGCUGGAUCAGAAGAUACAACCUACAUUGGCUAGCCGGUGAUGCUAUUGCUGGAAUAACUGUGGGUCUUGUCGUCGUUCCCCAGGGAGUAGCAUAUGCAUUGCUUGCUCGCUUGUCGCCUGCUUUCGGUCUUUACACUACCUUUACAGGCGCAUGUCUAUACUGGAUAUUCGGUACUUCAAGAGACAUUGUCAUAGGUACUACUGCCGUUGGCUCACUCCUGAUUGGUAGUGCUGUCAGUAAGGUCGAGACUUCCCAUCCGGGAAAGUACAAGCCUGAGGAAGUGGCUCAUGCCAUAAGCUUCUUGGCUGGUGCCAUCUUACUCGCCUUUGGUUUCCUCCGCCUUGGCUUCAUCAUUGAAUUCAUACCUUACAUACCUAUCUCGGCCUUCAUCACAUCAGCAAGCAUCACAAUCAUCUCAACCCAGCUGCCGACGUUGAUGGGUGUGAAGGGCAUAAAUACGCGCGAGUCCCCAUAUAAGGUGUACGUCAACUUUCUCAAGGGUCUGCCUCGCGCACAACUCGACGCGGCUAUCGGCAUUACAUCCAUCAUCCUCCUGUAUCUUAUCAAGAAUACUUGCGCUAAGAUGGAGGUACGACAAUCGCGGAAGAAGAAGAUGUGGUCCCUUAUAUCCUCAUUGCGUCUUGCCUUCACCGUACUGCUCUACACCCUUGUCAGCUGGUUGGUCAACCGGAAGAUGCCUACAGGCAAAGAGAAAUUUCGUAUUGUCGGCCGCAUCGAGAAAGGCUUCAGUCAUGCUGGCGUACCACCGAUGAAUGGCGAACUUUUCGGGAUAGUUGCCUCUGAGCUGCCUGCUAUGAUCAUCAUUCUCAUUGUCGAACACAUCGCCAUUGCGAAGAGCUUUGGUCGCCAGAAUAACUACACUGUCAUCCCCUCCCAAGAGAUGAUUGCACAGGGUGCCGCCAAUCUUCUUAGUCCAUUUGUCGGUGGCUAUGUUUGUACUGGAUCCUUUGGUGCUUCUGCUGUGUUAUCCAAAGCAGCAGUACGAACUCCACUCUCUGGAGUCUUCAGCGCGUUAGUAUUGGUACUAGCACUGUACGCGCUUACUGCAGUCUUCCACUACAUCCCCAACGCAGCACUCGCUGGUAUCAUUAUCCACUCCACUGUUGAUUUGAUCAAAGGCCCAAAGGACCUGCACAAGUAUUACCAACUAUCCCCAUUCGAACUCUUCAUCUGGGUAUGUGGUGUUGUCAUCGCCUUCUUUACCAACCUCGAGACAGCCAUCUAUGUAACCGUCGGUCUUUCCUUCGCUAUGCUUCUAUUGCGCAUCGCUAAGAGCCCAGGCAAGUUCCGUGGCUCGGUGGGAGUGACACGCGUUGUGCGUGAAGAUCUGCCAUGCGAUCAAGCAUCUUCCGCGGAAACACUUGACGUCCCACUGGUUAGCCAUAUUGAACAUGUUGAAGGAAUGCGCCAGGUCUACAUUCCCUACGACGUCAAAGACAACCACAACCCGAAUAUCACCAUCGAACCUGCAUACCCUGGUGUUUUCAUCUACCGCUUCAGCGAGAGUUUCAACUACAUCAACCAAGCCUACCACAUCGAUCAUCUUACCUCUUACAUCAAGUCAAAUACCCGCCGAACGCGAACAGACGACGGCAUCAGUGAUCACGACCGCCUUUGGUGCGACGCCUUACCUACGGAGAAGCUCAUCCAAGAGUCUGCCUCACUGCCAGUUCUACGAGCAGUGGUACUCGACUUUUCCACCGUCAACAUCCUCGAUAUCACCAGCAUCGACGGAUUGAAAGCCUUGCGCGAUACGCUGGACCGGUAUGCAGCACCUGGUUUGGUAGAGUGGCAUUUCGCUGGCGUACACAAUCGAUGGACACGUAAAGCGCUUUCCUUUGCGGGUUUCGGGUUUCCUGCAACUACAAACGUUGAUAGCAUGAGUAACUGGUGUCCUGCAUACACGGUUACUACAAGCCUGGCUGGCGCGACAGAUGAAGAGCGCAAAGAAAUGGAGAUUGUGAAAAGAAGCGCUAGUGUGCUAGAUGAAGAGUCGUGUAAAGAAACCGUUGAGUCGAGUGAGACACAGGUUCAUACGAGUAGUUCAGGCAUGGAGAGGCGCUUCGAGUCUAUUUAUGGCAUCGAUAGGCCCUUUUUUCAUCUCGACCUUCACGACGCUGUUGACGCAGCAGUGAGAGAUGCGAAAAAGGCUGAUAUGCGGGAGGCACGGACGAUCUGCUCCCUCAGCGAUCGGUCUGCCACUCCUCAAUCAGGUGAAGUGGUGUAG